AGGAGUCCAAAUCGUUCUUCCACUUUGCUUCCUCCACGCAUUCAACGUUCCUCCCUUUCAGCGUCGACCGCCUCUGUUUUCACACCUCUCGCUUUCCGUUGCCUUCGGCGCCGGCUACAAAGGCGGGCCUUUGGGCGGGUUCCUUUUCGAGUAAAGCUCUCUGCGUUGGAGGUGACGGCGGCGGCGGAGAAAGGUCCUGGCUUUUUGGUUCUUGAAACUGGGCGGCGAUGCUGGAUUCGUGCUUUGGGCGGCGCGGCGGCGGGGAUGGUUUGAUGUGGGAUGUGGGCCUCGAGCCCCAUGGCGCCGGUGAGUUCUCCGUGGCCGUCGUUCAGGCCAACAAAUCCCUCGAGGACCAGGGCCAGGUGCUCGCCUCCCCCUCCGCCACCUUCGUCGGCGUCUUCGACGGCCACGGUGGCCCCGAGGCGGCUCGCUUCGUCAGCGAUCGCCUUCUCCCCUACCUCGACCGGUUCGCUUCGGAGCACGGCGGCGUAUCGGCGGAGGUGAUCAAGAAGGCCUUCCGCGCGACGGAGGAGGACUUCGUGCAACUGGUGAGGAGGUCCCUACCGACCCUGCCGCAGAUGGCUGCGGUGGGCUCCUGCUGCCUCGUCGGCGCCAUCGCCGGCGACGUCGUCUACGUGGCCAACCUAGGGGACUCCAGGGCCGUCCUCGGCCGCCGAAGCUUGGGCAACAACAAGUCCGUGGUCGCCGAGCGGCUGUCGACAGACCACAACGUGGCGGUGGAGGAAGUGAGGAGGGAGGUGCUGGAGCUGCAUCCCGACGAUGACCAGAUCAUCGUCCACACUCGCGGUGCCUGGCGAAUAAAAGGGAUAAUUCAGGUGUCCAGGUCUAUCGGAGAUAUCUACCUAAAGAAACCUGAUUUCGGUGAAGAUCCAAUGUUCCAGCAAAUCGUGUCUCCUCUUCGAUUGAAAAGGCCUGUCAUCACCGCAGAGCCAUCGAUAAAGGUUCAUAAGCUCAAGCCGCACGACAAAUUUUUGAUAUUUGCAUCGGACGGACUCUGGGAGCAGUUAAGUGAUGAAGCCGCAGCCGAAAUAGUUUUCAAGAACCCAAGAACGGGAAUAGCAAAGAGGUUGGUGAAAGCUGCUCUUUGUGAGGCCGCAAGAAAACGAGAGAUGAGAUACGACGAUAUCAGACAGAUCGAGAAGGGAAUACGGCGCCAUUUCCACGAUGACAUAACUGUCAUAGUGAUCUAUCUCGACCAGCUCCAUCAAGCAGGCCGUUCCAAGUUCAGUGGCACAAGCGUGCACAACUGCACGAAAGUGCCAGUCGACAUCUACUCUCUGCAUUCAGGUGAAUCGAAAAAGCCCCUUUGGUGAGACGAGUGCAGGAUCGAUCGAAACUUCGCGGCACAACUGCAGUAUUGACUGACCACAUGUGAAUAGCAUCUUGUUCCUGAAUAAGCACUGCACAUAUCGAAAACUGAGAUGAAGAUGUCAAUAAUCUUUGGUUUAGGGUUGGAGGAGGUGUUUGAGCACUUGAUAUACUUUUCUUUUUUUUGUUCUUUUGUUCCUUGUCGAAAUCAAUUUAUUCUGACUAUGCGUGUUUUUUUCA
Molecule: messenger RNA, 1569 nt
Organism: Zingiber officinale
Lineage: Eukaryota; Viridiplantae; Streptophyta; Magnoliopsida; Zingiberales; Zingiberaceae
Product: probable protein phosphatase 2C 63
Exons: 4
Coding region: 228-1334 (368 amino acids)
Biological process (GO): protein dephosphorylation
Molecular function (GO): cation binding; protein serine/threonine phosphatase activity
Source: RefSeq, a predicted model, not a curated record